This is a messenger RNA of Marchantia polymorpha subsp. ruderalis, 1271 nucleotides long. The record is from the annotation of a GenBank genome assembly. Lineage: Eukaryota; Viridiplantae; Streptophyta; Marchantiopsida; Marchantiales; Marchantiaceae.
CGUGCCAUCCGGGUCGGUCGAGCGCCGGGAAUCUUCAGCGGAUUGCACAUGCUUUGGCUUCUGUGUCUACCUUUAAAGCGCUGGGGUCGAUCCUCGAGAUCCCAACUCCGAGGGCUGGACAUUUUCCCGCGUGUGUCUCGUUUGAGAUGGUCAAUGUCAACGGCGGUGCGCGACAAUGUGUCAUCAGCGCAUGGAUGUUUCGACGAGAGACUACGGAUCCGAGGCCAUCGUGAGCUCAUCUACUUCGCACUCUUCGAAAAUCCCUCGAGUCUGAACAGUGAGAAUAUCUUCUGGUUCUAGGUCUGACAACUUCCUCUCUUUCGUUUCGCUCCUGAUCUCUUGACUCUGGAGGUCGAUAGAUCCAUCUUCAGAGUUUCCAGUCGAUCAGGUGGAGUCUCCAUCUGAUCCACUGCGAAUGCAUUGGAUCAGUGUGUGGAUCGUUCAAUAAUGCGCAUGCCAUGCCAUGCCAGACUCGGAUCUGUCAAAAAUCUCUCCCCUCCCCUCAAGAAUUGUCGCAAUGCUGGGAACGAAAUUCCCGACUGCGCGUGUCCAGAAAACCUGCGCUCGUGAAUUUUCCGGCGGAAGAGCAUCUCCGAGAAUUCAUUCAAGUCGGCAGCUAUCACCAUGAAUUAUGGAAAGAGCCAAUUCCUCCGCACUACUCGUCAAUCCAAUUCUCGUCAUGAGAUGCCGCAUCCACUUUCACCAUUCAAUUCGUCUCGCGGCACGAGCCUUCGCUCGAUUCUCACUUCAUCCCAGACUGUCGGAAGCUCGCGCAGGGGUCCGACGUCAGCAGAACACGUCAGCAAGUUGCGUGCUGAAGAAGCCUCCACGGAAGCAUGGCAUGGCAUUCGUCCCAAUCAUUGAGACACGUCAUCGUCGGUCGGCUCGUCGAGAGAGCUGCUCAUCAGCAACUCUACGCCACUGCGGACGAGUCUUUCGAACACGUGUCGCCCUCGGCUGAACUCAGUCCGUUUCCCGCGUCCAGCUAUUCUAUCACUUCAGAGCGAGGCCAACUAUGUCCAGCGUUCAAGCUCGUACGCCGUGCCGAAGUUUGCUGCGGGGUUGGCCCUCCAUUUACUCCAGAGCCAGUUGACUGCGUUCGAACCAUAUCAAUGCAGCCAAAACACACAAAUCUCUAGACUAGUAGAUUGAUUUUCAUAUUUUUGAUUUGAUGUUUUCUAUAUUGGACUCAUUUAAAAUAUUCGAAGUGCUUUGAACUCACAGACCUGUGCGUGAGAAAAAUCCCCGAACUGUGUAUUAUUGGGUAUCGA